Molecule: messenger RNA, 7569 nt
Organism: Scleropages formosus (Asian bonytongue)
Lineage: Eukaryota; Metazoa; Chordata; Actinopteri; Osteoglossiformes; Osteoglossidae
Gene: pole
Product: polymerase (DNA directed), epsilon
Exons: 49
Coding region: 275-7189 (2304 amino acids)
Biological process (GO): DNA replication; leading strand elongation; base-excision repair, gap-filling
Cellular component (GO): nucleus; epsilon DNA polymerase complex
Molecular function (GO): DNA-directed DNA polymerase activity; zinc ion binding; DNA binding
Source: RefSeq, a predicted model, not a curated record
UCAGACGAAGAGAGGCUGGGUGGUGGAUUGUUCUGUUUUCGGUUUUAUAAUUUUGCGAUAUUUGGUCUUAAACUGACCAUAUUUGGCCAUAUAUAUACCCGUACAAAUAUAAUCUUUCGAUAAAAGAGUCUUUGCGUUUUGUCAGUAGUUCGUACUUCAGGGAACAGCAUGAUGAUAUAAUCUUUGUGGAUCGUCAGACUAGUAGCUAGCUAAAAUUUUAGGCCGAAAAUCAGAAAUCAGUUUUGGGAAAUUCAAGACUUGUUAUUUGAUCACAAUGGUUCUUCAAAACAGUGGAAGAUAUAAGGCGAAUCGGGAGCAUGCAGGAGACCCCGAUCAGCAGGAAGAUGCACCCAGUCUGUCUGCUGUAAAACGCUUGGAGCGCAGCCAGUUCACAGAUGAGAUGGACAGCCGCUUUGGGUUCGAGAGGAUGAAGGAGCCAGGGGAGAAGACAGGCUGGCUGAUCAACAUGCAUCCAACAGAAAUCUUGGAUGAUGAUAAGCAAAUGGUUAGUGCUGUGGACUAUUAUUUCAUUCAGGAGGAUGGUAGCAGAUUCAAGGUGGCACUCCCCUUCAGACCCUAUUUUUAUAUAGCCACUAAACAGAACUGCGAGAGAGAAGUUACGUCCUUCCUGUCCAAGAAGUUUCAGGGGAAGGUUGCAAAACUGGAGAUGGUCUUGAAAGAAGAUUUGGAUCUGCCAAAUCACUUGGUGGGUCUGAAAAGAAACUACAUCAAGCUUUCCUUCAACACUGUGGAUGACCUCAUCAAAGUUAAGCGCGAAAUCUCACCGGUGGUAUGCAAGAAUCGUGAGAAGGAGAAGUGCAACGAUGCCUACACUGUAAUGCUAACAAGUGUCUUGUCUGGUGGAAAUGUUGUGGCGGCAGAUGAGGACGGAAUGUCCAAAAAGCUUGCAGACCAGAUGGAUAACAUCGUGGACAUGCGAGAAUAUGAUGUACCAUACCAUGUCCGUUUGUCGAUUGACCUCAAAAUUCAUGUGGCUCACUGGUACAACGUGCGCUAUCGAGGCAGUGUCUUUCCUCCCGAAAUUGUGCAGAGAGAUGAUCUUGUAGAGAGACCAGAUCCGGUGGUGCUUGCCUUCGACAUAGAGACCACCAAGCUGCCUCUGAAGUUCCCCGAUGCGGAGACUGAUCAGAUCAUGAUGAUCUCUUAUAUGAUCGAUGGUCAGGGAUACCUGAUCACAAACAGGGAGAUUGUCUCUGAAGAUAUUGAAGAUUUUGAAUUCACCCCAAAACCGGAGUAUGAAGGGCCCUUCUCUGUGUUCAAUGAACCAGAUGAGGCCUCUCUCAUCCAGAGGUGGUUUGAACACAUCCAUGAGAUCAAGCCAAAUAUUUUUGUUACGUACAACGGUGAUUUCUUUGACUGGCCCUUUGUGGAGGCCCGGGCAGCCCACCAUGGGCUGAGCAUGCACCAGGAAAUUGGGUUCCAGAAGGACAGUCAGGGGGAGUACAAGGCGAGCCAGGCCAUGCAUAUGGACUGCCUGAGGUGGGUGAAACGUGACAGCUACCUGCCUGUUGGGAGCCACAACUUGAAAGCAGCAGCCAAGGCCAAGCUGGGUUACGACCCUGUGGAGCUGGACCCUGAGGAGAUGUGCCGCAUGGCAACCGAGGAACCACAGGCUCUUGCCACCUACUCUGUGUCAGAUGCAGUGGCCACAUACUACCUGUACAUGAAGUAUGUUCACCCCUUCAUCUUUGCACUGUGCACCAUCAUUCCCAUGGAGCCAGAUGAGGUGUUGCGGAAGGGCUCUGGGACGCUGUGUGAGGCUCUGCUCAUGGUGCAAGCUUUCCAUGGCAAUAUUGUGUUCCCCAACAAGCAAGAACAGGUUUUCAACAAGCUUACCAACGAUGGCCAUGUGCUUGAUUCUGAGACCUACGUGGGGGGCCAUGUUGAAGCGCUGGAGUCUGGGGUCUUCCGCAGCGACAUCCCAUGUCGUUUUAAGAUGAAUCCAGCAGCAUUCGACUUCCUGCUGCACAGAGUAGAGCGAACCUUGCAUCAUGCCAUAGAGGAGGAGGAGAAGAUUCCCCUUGAGCAGGUCCUCAAUUUCAAAGAGGUGUGUGAGGAAAUAAAAAAGAAGCUGAUCUCCCUGAAAGAGGUGCCAAACAGGAUAGAGUGUCCGCUCAUUUAUCACCUUGAUGUUGGGGCCAUGUAUCCCAACAUCAUCCUCACUAACCGUUUGCAGCCAUCGGCCAUGGUGGAUGAGGCCACUUGCGCUGCCUGUGACUUCAACAAACCAGGAGCCAACUGCCAGAGGAAGAUGACUUGGCUGUGGAGAGGCGAAGUCAUGCCAGCUACCCGCAGUGAAUUCCACCGCAUCCAGCAGCAACUGGAGUCUGAGAAGUUCCCCUCCCUGAUCCCCAGUGGCCAGCCACGUGCCUUCCAUGAGUUGAUCCGUGAGGAGCAGGCACGCCAUGAGAAGAAACGGCUCAGCGACUACUGUAGGAAAGCCUACAAGAAAGUGCACCUGACAAGGCUUGAGGAGCGUGUCACCACCAUCUGCCAGAGGGAGAACUCCUUUUAUGUGGACACUGUACGGGCCUUUCGAGAUCGCCGCUACGAGUUUAAAGGGCUGCACAAGGUGUGGAAGAAGAAGCUGGCAGCUGCUCAAGACAGUGGUGAUGCAGCAGAAGUGAAACGUUGCAAAAACAUGGAAAUCUUGUAUGAGUCUUUACAGCUGGCCCAUAAGUGCAUCCUCAAUUCUUUCUAUGGAUAUGUCAUGCGAAAGGGGGCACGUUGGUACUCCAUGGAGAUGGCUGGGAUUGUUUGCUACACUGGUGCCAACAUCAUCACGCAAGCCAGGGAGCUUAUAGAGCAAAUUGGGAGGCCUCUUGAGUUGGACACAGAUGGUAUCUGGUGUGUUCUCCCAAACACCUUUCCUGAAAAUUUUGUCAUCAAAUCCAGUAAUGAGAAAAAGCCAAAGGUGACCAUCUCAUAUCCCGGUGCUAUGCUCAACAUUAUGGUGAAGGAAGGAUUCACCAACCACCAGUACCAGGAGCUGGUGGACCCUGCAACCUUAUCCUAUGAAACACGAUCUGAAAAUAGUAUCUUUUUUGAGGUGGAUGGGCCCUACCUGGCCAUGAUCCUACCAGCAUCCAAAGAGGAGGGCAAGAAACUUAAAAAGAGGUAUGCCGUGUUCAAUGAAGAUGGCUCUCUUGCUGAACUGAAGGGCUUUGAGGUGAAGCGGCGAGGAGAGUUACAGCUCAUCAAAAUCUUCCAGUCCUCAGUGUUCGAGGCUUUCCUUAAGGGCACCACACUGGAGGAGGUCUACGCUUCUGUAGCGAAAGUGGCUGACUACUGGCUGGAUGUACUCUACAGCAAGGCUGCCAACAUGCCGGAUACAGAGCUGUUUGAGCUGAUCUCUGAGAACCGUUCCAUGUCCCGCAAGCUGGAGGACUACGGCGAGCAAAAGUCUACCUCCAUCAGCACAGCCAAGCGCCUGGCUGAGUUCUUAGGUGACCAAAUGGUGAAAGACGCUGGUCUAAGCUGCCGCUACGUCAUCUCCCGCAAACCUGAGGGCUCCCCUGUUACUGAGAGGGCCAUCCCACUUGCCAUCUUCCAGGCUGAGCCCAGUAUAAGGAAACACUUUCUGCGCAAAUGGCUCAAGAUGCCCAGCCUCCACGACUUAGACAUCCGCUCUAUACUGGAUUGGAACUAUUACAUUGAACGGCUAGGGAGUGCCAUACAGAAAAUCAUCACCAUUCCCGCAGCCCUGCAGCAGGUGAAGAACCCAGUGCCAAGGGUCCGUCACCCUGACUGGUUGCACAAGAAGCUGCUGGAAAAGAACGACAUCUACAAACAGAAGAAGAUCAGUGAACUCUUCACCAGUGAGGGCAGGAGACAGGUGACCUCCCACCAGCCAGCCCUUAAUGGUAGUCAGUCUUCAGAAUCUGGGGAGGUGCCGGACAUGGAGGACUUUGGUAUGCCGCGGCACCCCCUGCAACCUGCCAUUCUCAUCAGCACUAAACGCAAGAGAGCAUCCCAGGGUGGGGAACACGAGGUGGAGUCACAAGAGCUGGAGCUCACGCAGUCAUGGAGGGAGAUCCUUGGCCCGCCACCACCCUCUGGAAAAACAAAGGAAGAGCGCCUGGUGUGGCUACGCUACCACAAAAAGAAGUGGGAGCUACAGCUGCGCCAGCGACGACAGCAUCGCAAGAAACGGCGUCUGACCGAUGGUGGGGCUGUGCCCGCAGGGGGUAGGGUGAUCCGGGGAGGCACUGGCACCACUGAUCUAGGAAACUUUCUGCGUCGGACAGCCCGCAGUAUCCUUGACCUUCCCUGGCAGAUGACAAAAUUUGUGCAGAUUGCAGAGACGAGUCAUCCAGGCCUGUUCAAGCUCUGGGCUGUAAUUGGCAAUGACCUGCACUGCAUGAAGCUCAACAUUCGCCGUGUCUUCUAUGUGAACCAGAGGGUUCCCAAACAAGAGGAAGGAGCCAACUACAAGAAGGUCAGUCGAAUGCUGCCUCGUUCCAACAUAGUUUAUUACCUGUAUCAGUACACAGUACCUGAGGAUAUGUACCAGGAGCACAUCAACGAGAUCAAUGCUGACCUCGCUGUCCCCGAUAUAGAAGGUGUUUACGAGACACAGGUUCCUCUCCUGUUCCGCGCACUUGUGCAGCUGGGUUGCUUGUGCAUGGUCAACAAACAGGUGGUCCGCAGCCUAGGUGGCCGUGAGACAGACACUUUCGACCUAGAACAUCUGGAGAUGAGGUCCCUAGCUCAGUUUGGUUAUCUGGAGCCUGGUAGUGUGCGCCAUAUUUUCCUGUACCACCACAGCCAGGGUCACAAAGCCCUGUUUGGUCUCUUCUUCCCAUCCCAGCGCAAGGCCAGCAUCUUUGUUCUGGACACGGUCCGCAGUAACCAGAUGCCCAACCUGAGCGCCCUGUACGAGGCUGAGCGCACUGCCCUACUGGAGAAGACCAGUGAUGAUCUCCUCCCUCCGGAGAAACACACAUUCGAAGUGCGAGCGGAAAAUGACGCCAAGGCUGUGGACCGUGCCUUACAGCGUCUGCUGCUCAACUACAAGGAAGAGCGCCGGGGUCCCACCCUGAUCGCUGUGCAGUCCAACUGGGAUUUCCGCCGUUUGGCAACAGGAAUGCCAGUUCUGGAAGAAUUCCCAGUAGUGUCAGUACAUGUGGUGGAUGACAUCAGCUACAGUGUACUGGACUGGCAGCGCCAUGGUGCACGGCGCAUGAUUCGACAUUACCUUAACCUGGACAGCUGCCUGUCCCAGGCAUUCGACAUGGCCAGGUACUACCAUUUGCCUGUGGGGAACCUCCCUGAGGACAUUUCCAUCUUCAGCUCUGACCUGUUCUUUGCUCGACACCUGCACAAGCACAACCACCUGCUGUGGCUGUCACCAACAGCACGGCCCGACCUGGGAGGCAAAGAGGCCGAUGACAGCCGCCUAAUCAUGGAGACUGAGGAUCGGGGCACUGUGGAGAUCAACACACCAGGCUGUUACUCCGCAGUGUGUGUGGAGCUGGACCUCCAGAGCCUUGCCGUCAACACCAUCCUGCAGUCCCAGCACGUCAAUGACAUGGAGGGCGGCGCUAGCCUGGGUGUCAGCUUUGACGUCCUUCAGCAGGCCUCCUUAGAAGACAUGAUGUCAGGAAACCAGGGUUCCCCUGCAGUUGCCAGCUAUGAUGAGACAGCGCUCUGCUCCAGCACUUUCAGGAUUCUAAAGAGCAUGGUGGUAGGCUGGGUGAAGGAGAUUACGCAGUACCACAACGUGUAUGCGGACAACCAGGUGAUGCACUUCUACCGCUGGCUGUGCUCGCCUAGCUCGCUGCUGUACGAUCCGGCACUGCACCGCACACUGCACACCAUGAUGAAGAAGGUCUUUCUGCAAUUAGUUGCAGAGUUCAAACGUCUGGGCUCCUCUGUAAUCUAUGGGAACUUCAAUAGGAUCCUGUUGUCCACCAAGAAGCGGCGACUGGAUGAUGCUCUUGCCUACGUGGAAUACAUCACCAACAGCAUCCACUCAAAGGAGAUUUUCCACUCGUUGUCCAUCUCUUUCUCACGAUGCUGGGAGUUUCUGCUGUGGAUGGAUCUGACCAACUACGGAGGGGUGAAGGGCAAACUUCCUUCCAGCAUUCUGUACCAAGAGGAUGGAAAGGUGCAGAAAAAGCUUAGAGACAAGGAGGGAGCAGAAGACUACAGUGAUGAUGAAAAUGAAGAGGAGGAUGCUGAGCCAGGAGGAGAGGAUGACAUAGAGAGCGAUGUGGAGGACCUAAUUGAGAGUAACUGGAAUAUUAUGCAGUAUCUUCCCCAGACAGCCUCUUGUCAGAAGUACUUUCUGAUGAUCAUCUCAGCUUACAUCGCAGCUGUCUAUCAUAGCAUGAAGGAGGAACUGCAACGCAAUGCCCCUGGGGCCACACCCAUUAAAAAGAGGGGGGUGAGCGAAGCCUCACAGCAAGCAAUGGGAGACACCAACGCCUUGCCUGGUAUGAUCACCUUUUCCCAGGAGUAUGUGUCAAGUGAACUGACACAGAAUGUCUUCACCAUCACUCAGAAGAUUCAGAAGAAGGUGACAGGCAGCAGGAGUGGCACGCUGCUGUCGGCUAUGUUCCCCAGCCUGCCUGGUUCCCAUCUGCCCCUCAACAACCCUGCACUGGAGUUCAUCAAAUAUGUCUGCCAGGUAUUGUCCUUGGAUGCCAACAUCACCAAUCAGGUGAACAAGCUCAAGAGGAACCUUUUGCGUCUAGUAGAUGUGGGCGAGUUCUCUGAAGAGGCCCAGUUUCAUGACCCUUGCAAGUCCUUUGUCCUCCCAGAAGUCAUCUGCCGCCACUGUAACUUCUGCCGGGACUUAGAUCUUUGCAAGGAUCCUUCUGUAGCACCGGAUGGCUCAGUCCUCCCCCAGUGGUUCUGCUCCAACUGUCAGGCACAGUACGAGACAGAGGCCAUCGAGAUGACAUUGGUGGAGUGUCUUCAGAAGAAGCUUAUGGCGUAUACUUUGCAGGACUUGGUUUGUGUGAAAUGCAAAGGUGUGAAGGAAGCCAACAUGCCCAUCUACUGCAGCUGCGCGGGAGACUUCACGCUCACGUUCUCCACCAAGAGCUUCUGGGAACAAAUCGGAGUGUUCCAGAACAUCGCAGCCCACUACAGUAUGCACUUCCUGCAGGAGACCAUCGACUGGCUGCUCCACAUAAGUCCAGAGCUGACCAAAAAGAUGUAGACACAAGUGUCCUCCUGACUUCCUGCCAAAGAGGCAUGUGGAUUCUUAUAGCAAGGAGCUUUUACUGUUCUGGUGAGAAAUUGAACGUCCCAACAUAACUGAAGGCUGUUGAUGAUUGCAGUGGGUUCCUUCUUGCUGGCCAUCCUUCAAGUGUGGAGGAUCUGUGAACAUUUUUUCUUUAAAACUCAGAUAUAAGAACAGCGAUACACUUUUUUUCAGCAUCAGAAAAGAACUUUGGUGCUUUGUAAAUACACAACUGGAAAAGCUUGCAUUUUGGGGCAAGAUGGUCAGGGUUUAAAAAAUUGGGAUAUGGAUGUGUUUGCAACAAAGUUACAAUGAAUGAUGUUUUGUCUGUCUUUGUACUGAAAUUAAUAAAUAUA